UGAAUUGGUGGUUGCAGUCAGAAGUUGUUGUACUCUUGUUUUUAACACUACAACAGGAUCACCAAUAGAAAAAUGUAAGCUAACAUGUAAGUUUGAUUAUUUAUAAUCAUGUACGUCAAUGUAACCCUUUCCUUUUGGUUUGAUACAAACGCGACCAGCACCAUCACCACUAACAGUAACAACAACAGCAAUACCAAUUAUGUCAACAGUGAUGAAAUUUACAUACCAUUGGUACCGUCCAGCGGAUUAUUUAAUCCAUCAAGUUACCUUUUAUCAAGUGUUGAUAAUGAUGUAAAUAAUGAUCCAUACAAUUCAUCCAUUUCUUCCGUUAUCAAUUUGCAUGGUCAAAUUAAUGGUAACACUUCCAAUGAACUGUUUGACAGUUCAUUGCACCCAAAACCGGAAAAAGUUUACUGGGCUUUGUGGCUUGUGAUACUUCCCUUUUUAGCCGUUUUCGGCAACAUUCUUGUUAUACUCAGUGUUUAUCGAGAAAAAUCACUCCAAACGGUUACAAAUUAUUUCAUUGUGAGCCUUGCUUUUGCUGAUCUUCUUGUUGCAGGAGUUGUUAUGCCUUUUGCAGUCUACUAUUUGAUAAAUGUUGAUUGGGAAUUGAGUGAAACACUUUGUGAUCUUUAUAUUGCCGUUGAUGUUACAGCCAGUACUGCUUCAAUACUUAACCUGGUUGCCAUCAGUAUUGAUAGGUUUAUCGCUGUAACCAGGCCAAUUAGGUAUGCCAAACAUAAAAGUAAAACGCGAGUCUCUUUAACCAUCGCCAUCGUUUGGAUUGUUUCCGCAGCAAUUGGUUCACCGAUUGUUUUUGGCCUCAAUACAUCUGCCGAACGGCGACCAGAGCUUUGUAUAUUUUACAAUUCAGAUUUCAUCUUUUUAUCUUCAUUAGGAUCUUUUUAUAUUCCCUGUGUUCUCAUGGUUUUCUUGUAUUACAAGAUUUUCAAGGCAAUCCAUGAUCGAGCCAAAAUGUCGAUAGGUUCAAAGAAUAAGCCCACUAGUUCAACUGAUUCAUCUCAUACAGUUUUGGUUAUUGAAAAUAAAAGUGAAACAGCAAAGCUUAAAGAGAGAACAGGAUUUCUUGGAAGAAAACGAAAUUCCAAUUCUUCUAAUGUUUCUUCUCAUACCAGUAAUUCAGGAUUGGGCCAAAAAUCCAUUUUGCCAAAAAUAAUAGAGAGUGAAGGGUACACAAAUAAUGGAAGUGGGUCAGUCGAAGAUGACGAUGAAGAUGACCGGGAAAUAGAUGCGACUGGAUGCUCUGGAGGUACCAAUGAUCCCCUGGAGUGUCACAUAAUAGCCAAUAAGCAGACAGUUAAUCGGGACUGCUGUGGAACAAAAAAUGAUGAAAAUAAAAACAACAUUAAUAAUCGAGAUAAAGGUAAUCUUUCAUCGUGCCAUCACGGUUGUUUGCCUUCAUCGGAAAUUAGAAAGCUAUCUGAAGACAUUGAUACAAUAGGAAUACGACAAUAUGGCAAUGAUUCCGGUUAUGGAGCUUCAGCUUUUGAAGAGACACCCUUUUGUGUUUACAAUCCAACAGCCGAGAGUGCUUCAAGUCGUCCAAACUCGCCGAAAAACAAAUCAACUGCCGAAGAUGGGGUCGGUUUUGGUGCUAUGGUUACAUCGUCCUCAUCUUCAGGAGGUUAUGGUGAAAGUCAAGAGUUAAAGACUAAUGAUGAAAAAUUAAAUAAUGUUGAAAACAACGAUAAAUUAAAUAAACUGAUUAGUAUAAGUGAAUCAAGUCGAACACCAGCUGAAAAUGGGUUGAAAGGUAAACAACAGCAACAACAACCAGUAAAGAAACGAUCACGUUUCAAUCUUGGAAGGAAACAUAAAACUAGUGCCAAACGUCGUGAAAAAGCUUCAGCCAAGAGAGAAAGGAAAGCAACGAAGACAUUGGCCAUCGUCUUAGGUGUUUUCCUGAUUUGCUGGGCACCAUUUUUUACUUGUAACAUAAUAGACGCCAUUUGUAUCAAAUUGAAAUCAGACGAUUGUAAACCUGGAAUGAAUGUCUUCCUAUUAACAACUUGGCUUGGUUAUAUGAACAGUUGUGUUAAUCCAGUCAUUUAUACCAUAUUUAACCCCGAGUUCCGUAAAGCAUUUAAGAAAAUUAUUGAAUCAACCUUUUCCUCGAGGUGACAGUGUUUCUAAGCUCUGUUUUGGCUGGUCAACUGGUCGACAAUUCUUGAUAUGUAAAUUGGAAUGAUGAAAGUUUACGAGAAAAAGACUAACAACUCAUCAAACUCGUUAAAUUCAUAUUGAAUGUUAAAGAUUUUGGACAACAAUUUUCAAUAAAUGUUUAAUGAUGCACAAUAUAAUCACUUGCCGUUUACUGUAUAAUUGACUGUUAAAAGGCUAUUUAUCCUGUAUAGUAUAGACGAUAUAAACGAUUAAAAAGAUGGGAAACUUGACCCUUAAAUUGAAUACAAUAUACACUGUCAUCUUAUUAGCCAUUAAAAUACUUUUAUAAAUACAA
Molecule: messenger RNA, 2479 nt
Organism: Tetranychus urticae (two-spotted spider mite)
Lineage: Eukaryota; Metazoa; Arthropoda; Arachnida; Trombidiformes; Tetranychidae
Source: RefSeq, a predicted model, not a curated record